GGGCCGCUCUGGAGGAGGCGGGUGUCAGGCAGCCCUCCUCGCGUGCCCAGAGUGCCGGUGGGCACUCGCAGCCUCCUCUCUCGGCCGUUCUAUACAACAGCCUUGCCAGCUCCCAGACGACUCCCACAUAUUCCCACCCCCCAACAGCCGUCAGCUACUCUGUCCAGCAGGUGCCAGGAACUGACCCCACCCUCGCACCUGCCUACACUCCAGCUAUACAAGCUGCCAGGCCAGUGGCACCUGCAACCUACCCAGGUUACCAGCCCCCCUCCACGCAAGACUGCGGAUAUGGGAUGCGGCAACUGGCUCCCGCCCCUCAGCCUGCCGUGACCCAGAACUAUCAGGAUGGCUACAGCUACGGGCAAGCGCCAGCAGCAGGCAGUUACGAGGCCAAGCCCUAUUACCAGACGGUGGUCACCCAGUUGCAGAAUGUGGCCACAGACUCCUACUAUCACACCAAUGCCCAGAGUGGCUACAGCCAGACUGCGGUGGCCUACAGCCAAAACCAGCCCCAGAGGCAAGUGACGCCUGUGAAGCCGGUCCAGACUGGGAGCACUUCCUCCUCCAGCUACGUUGCCUACCCGGGCCCUACGGCCAUCUCUGCUUCCUCCGCCCAGGCAUACACCCCAUCCUCCUCAUACACCUCUUCCUCCUACAACUCCUCUCCAGGUUCCUACUCCGGGGCAAACUACGCCAGCUAUGAUGCCACCGCGUACACAGCGGCCAACGCAUCCUACUACCCAGUCCCUCAGCAGCCGCCGCUGCCACCGCCUCCCCCGCAGCCGCCAAAGCCCGUAGGGGGCUCCCAGUGGGGUUGCACCAGCAGCAGCAGCAGCAGCAGCACCAACUCCACUGCCAGCAGUAACUACAAGAAACCUCUGUUUCCCAGCAAGCUCCUGAAGCUGAAAGGUGCUCCACGACAGCCCCAGCUCCACUACUGUGACAUCUGCAAGAUCAGCUGUGCAGGUCCCCAGACAUACCGGGAGCACUUAGAAGGGCAAAAGCACGCCAAAAGAGAGGCAGCCCUGAAGACGGGGAACCAGGCAGGUGGAAGCGGCCUUCGGGGGGCCCAGGCCCAGCUUCACUGCGAGCUCUGCGACGUCUCUUGCACAGGAGCCGACGCUUACAUUGCCCACAUCCGAGGAGCAAAGCAUCAGAAGGUUCUCAAGCUGCAUACCAAGUUGGGGAAACCGAUCCCUUCCCCCGAACCCGUGCUAGUCAGCGUUGCUUCAGCUCCUGCAAACAGCCCAGCCCUGAAGCAAGCUCUCCUUGUCCCCUCGCCUGCUGCUGCAUCCGUUGGACCCCCUAAGCCUGUCGUGGGGAUGACCAACAGCGUUGCCACCAGCAAGACGUUGGCCCCAAAGAAACCCCUUGCAACAAAGCUCUCCCAAGCAGGAGCAAGCAAACUUCGGGCAAGGAGCAGCUUGAAACCAGAGGAGGUCAAAGAGAUGCAACUGAAAACGGUGUCUGAGGUAGAACAGCUUCCACUUGACAGUUCUGGAGACUGUUUGGGAGAUCUGCUUGAUGUGCAGCCGGUGGGCCAUGGUUAUGUGGAAGAGGUCCACAACAAGAAGGGGAAGAUGGUCCGCUUCUACUGUAGACUCUGCGAGCGCAGCUUCAACGACCCCAAUGCCAAGGACAUGCACCUCAAGGGGCGCCGGCAUCGAUUGCAAUAUAAGAAGAAAGUCAACCCUGGCCUCCCAGUCGAGAUCGAGCCCAGCAACCGAGCCCGGAAGUUGCACGAGGAGAAGCUGAAGAGGAAUCGGGAGGAAGAGCAGCGCUGGCUCUUGGAAAUGAGGCGAUACAAAGAGGAAAUGUACUGGCGCCGGGUGGAGGAAGCCCAGCUGUGUUGGGAAGAGCAGCGGUGGCGACCUUUAGCGGCAGAUUGGCCUCCACCACCACUCAUGGGCCGGCUGGGGGUGCCUGUCCCCCCCCUCUUGCCCGCUUGGCGACCAAACUCUUCCGAUGACCGCCACAUUAUGACAAAGCACUCCAGCAUCUACCCCACAGAAGAGGAGCUGCAAGCCAUUCAGAAAGUCGUAUCCCACUCAGAGCGUGCCCUGAGACUUGUCUCUGAUUGGCUGGUGGAGCAGGAAACAGGGAAGGAGGAAGAACAGGAAGAGAAAGGAAAGACCGGCAAGCCGCCCCGGGUUCUGAAAGGGGUCAUGAGAGUCGGUGUCCUAGCCAAGGGGCUGCUGCUGCGGGGAGACCGGAAUGUUCGCCUGAUCCUGCUGUCGGCCCGGAAGCCCACCUUGGCCCUCCUCCGGAGCAUUGCAGAGCAGUUGCCCAAGCAGCUGGGGAAAGUGACCAGUGAUGAUUAUGAAGUUGUGUCGAACUCAGAGGAAGCCAAUAUUGUCAUUGCCUCAUCCAGAGAACCCAAAAUGCAGGUCACAGUUUCACUUACCUCUCCUCUGAUGAGAGAAGGAGACCCCACAAAUGCAGAAGCAUCAGCAGGAUCCCAACUGGAGUCCCCGGAAAUCCUAAACGAAGACAGAUGCCUGGAGUCGCUGGCUGCCCUUCGCCAUGCCAAGUGGUUUCAGGCACGAGCCAACGGCCUGCAGUCCUGCGUGAUCAUCAUCAGGGUUUUGCGGGACCUUUGUCAGCGUGUGCCAACAUGGGGUGCUCUUCCAGAUUGGGCUAUGGAACUGCUAGUGGAAAGGACCCUCAGCACUGCCCUGGGGCCUCUGGGGCCUGGAGAGGCCAUGCGGCGAGUCCUGGAAUACAUUGCCACGGGGAUGCUCCUGGCAGACGGUCCUGGCCUUCAAGAUCCCUGCGAGAAAGAGCCCGUGGAUGCCCUGCAGAGCAUGGCCUGGCAGGAGCGGGAGGACGUCACUGCAAGCAGCCAGCACGCCCUGAGGAUGCUGGCGUUCCGUCAGAUCCACAAAGUCCUGGGAAUGGAGCCCUUGCCUUUCCUGAAGAAUCGGCCCGGCGUAUUCAGCCGGAAGAGACGGAGGGACGCGGACGAGGAGGUGCAGAGCGAGGGGGACGGGAAGAAGGACAAGGAGGAGGACAAGGGGGACGGGGGCGGGACCUAAUCUCUGCCGCUGGAUUGGCCAAGACAACCUGCACGUGUCUUUCCUAUGUAUAUGUAAAUAUGUAAAUGUAUGAGUUGCCGUUUAGCCUAAACUUUUGGUAAUUCUAGUGAGUUCUCCCCCUCCGUUCUGUACAUCGUUUUAAUGCUGUGCUUCAGUCAUUAAAGGAUUCCCUCGUUCCACCGGAGUAGCGUCACUUCUGCAGCCCCCCUGGCACGGGUGGGAUCUGCUCUAAAAAAAGCUGAUUAUGCAGCUCUCCCUUCCCACUCACUCUGCCUGCCCUUUAAAACAGCCAAACACCCCAGCUUUGCACUUUCUCCGAGUUUGGCACACCGCUGGAGAGGAGUAGGCGCCUUUGGGUUUGUAGAAUUCUGCAGAGGGCACGGUUAGGAGUCCCUGCUCUGAAUUGGAACAGAACACAUGCAGCUCAUGCUCCGUCCUCACGAAAGAGCCGGUGUCCCUUUGCUCCUUGUUAAAAUGAAGUUUUUCACAUUUCAGCACCAUAAUUUGGGCAAGCGUGGGGAGUCAUUUGGUUGCUACUUGGCAGCAGCAGACACAGCAAAAUUAGAGGACACCUCAGACAUCUCCCAACCCCCAGAUUAAAAGUAAAACAGGACAAAACCUUGCACAGAUCUUACCAGAUUGAAAUAUCUUGCAAGAUUUUAGCCGUUGAAACGAUUAUGCAGGGGAGCUCAACCUGACCAGCUCCAUGCGAGGUUUUAACCUUUUAAGUUUCAAUCGUUUUUCUUCAUCUUUAUUUUUCUCCCCGUGCCACUGUGAUGUGAAAAACUUUCAGACUUUGAUGGAGGUCCCAUCAUCCACCUCUCGGUACACACUUUUCAUUUUGGAGCUUCUGUGGUUGAAGGUUGCGCUCUGAACUGCGUCCAGAAAUAGGUCAGCAGCUCUUGGUGGAGAUGAAUGGAUCUGGCCGUUUCUGGGUCUCUUCGUUUCCUGUUUUCCCAAUCUCAGAUUCGGAUUAUCCCAUUCUCAGGUCACUACGAG
This is a messenger RNA of Python bivittatus (Burmese python), 4034 nucleotides long. NCBI's taxonomy places the organism in Eukaryota, Metazoa, Chordata, Lepidosauria, Squamata, Pythonidae. The record is from RefSeq and is a predicted model, not a curated record.